Messenger RNA from Paramecium octaurelia, 325 nucleotides. NCBI's taxonomy places the organism in Eukaryota, Ciliophora, Oligohymenophorea, Peniculida, Parameciidae. The record is from the annotation of a GenBank genome assembly.
AGCCAAUAUAGAUUGUAAUUGCCGAAAACGCUGUUACAGCGUUUGAGAAGAAUUGGAUUUAUCAACAUAGUUGAAACAAUAAAAACAAUCCUUUAGAUGGAACUUCAAGUAAAUUUAGUCUGAGAGAAAUUCAAAAACCAUUCUGAAUUCAACUUUUCUCAGAAAAAUAUAAAUGAUGAAGAGAGGCUUGUAAAAUCCUAACCUGGAAUUAAAAUUGAACACAACUUCAAUUUUCAACACCGAAAUUAGAAGAAAUGGAAAAGACAAUCUCAUAAAAGUUUUAUAAGGGAUUUUUCUUGCAAUAGAUUUAUCAACCAUACAAUGA